Molecule: messenger RNA, 535 nt
Organism: Pelobates cultripes (western spadefoot toad)
Lineage: Eukaryota; Metazoa; Chordata; Amphibia; Anura; Pelobatidae
Source: the annotation of a GenBank genome assembly
AUGGUGGGCUACAAUCAGUAUGGUGGGCUAACAGGAAGUCGUACAAUCACUAUGGUGGGCUACAAUCAGUAUGGUGGGCUAACAGGAAGUCGUACAAUCACUAUGGUGGGCUACAAUCAGUAUGGUGGGCUAACAGGAAGUCGUACAAUCACUAUGGUGGGCUACAAUCAGUAUGGAGGGCUAACAGGAAGUCGUACAAUCACUAUGGUGGGCUACAAUCAGUAUGGAGGGCUAACAGGAAGUCGUACAAUCAGUAUGGUGGGCUACAAUCAGUAUGGUGGGCUAACAGGAAGUCGUACAAUCAAUAUGGUGGGCUAACAGGUCUCUUCACAUUUUGGAGUCAGAAAAUUGUUUCCCCCAAAUUAUGUUUUGCAAAAUAGAAAAUUGCUUUAAAUUGGGGUUUUCAACUUCUGUUGGAUCAAAAGAAAAAAACAGAUGAAAAGUCUCAUAGGCUCUCUCUCUCUCUCCCAUAGCAGUGAGUGCAGUCUCUCUCCAGGUGCUCAACAAAGGGGGUUUCUCUCUCUCUCUCCCAUAG